Molecule: messenger RNA, 309 nt
Organism: Penicillium malachiteum
Lineage: Eukaryota; Fungi; Ascomycota; Eurotiomycetes; Eurotiales; Aspergillaceae
Exons: 4
Coding region: 1-309 (102 amino acids)
Source: RefSeq, a predicted model, not a curated record
AUGUAUGGAAUCAAGCAACUUACACUCCUGAGCUUCAUGCUCGUCUCGGUCCUUGCGACUAAGGAUGCCCAGAGGACAACAGUUGGCAUUGAAACAACCGACAAUAGCAAGGGCAUUAAUGUUCCAUUGGACGAUUGCCACGAGGUCGCAGAAGAUGAGGUCCUCACAGUUUCGGUUAAGAAGUACUGCCGUGUUUUCACGGGCCCUGAUUGCACUGGUAGAAACACAUUGUUGAAUCCUGGCGAUCACUCUAACAACGAUCCUGUCCCUAUCGAGUCCAUCUACUGUCACGCAACGCCACCGAUCUAG